Mizuhopecten yessoensis (Yesso scallop) is the source of this 5908-nucleotide messenger RNA. Its product is annotated as extended synaptotagmin-2-like. Bases 125 to 2617 code for a protein of 830 amino acids. The transcript has 23 exons. The record is from RefSeq and is a predicted model, not a curated record. Gene Ontology annotation, biological process: lipid transport. Gene Ontology annotation, molecular function: lipid binding. Lineage: Eukaryota; Metazoa; Mollusca; Bivalvia; Pectinida; Pectinidae.
GCCCUGAGCUUCAAGGCUGUCUGCAACAAUAUUUACAGUGAGGUGUUACAGGCAGUGGCGUACGGUUCAGGCCUGUUAGAAGUUCACCUUUUUUGCCAACAGGAUACAUUAAGUCAAAAUAGUCAUGCCAGACGACAAGAAAACCGCUGCAGCAAAGAAGAAGGCAGCUGAUGAAACGCAGUUGCUACCGGUUAUUCUGCGCUAUUUCAAGUUAGCCGGGGUUGCGCUUACUGUGUAUGGUUUUGGUUACACACAGUUUAGUCCAAGUUGGAUUCUUAUAGGGUUAGUUGCUUAUGUAUGGAAAGAAAAAUACACCCAGCGAAGACAACAACAGAUAAAGACACAGCAGCUUAUAGCGAAAGAUGAGGCAUCGACAAUAUUGGCUCGAGUGGAAGACCUGCCAUCUUGGGUGCAUUUCCCUGAUGUUGAAAGAGCGGAAUGGUUUAAUAAGAUUCUGGACCAGAUCUGGCCCUUCAUUGGAGAUUAUGUGAAGAAACUGCUGAUGGACUCCAUUCAGGAGAAGAUCCAGCAGAGCCAUUCCACAGUGGGAUCAUUCAGGUUCACACAGAUCGACCUCGGAGAUAUUCCCCCCAGGAUUGGAGGUGUAAAGGUGUACACGGAGAAUGUCCGCCGUGAUGAGAUUUACCUUGACCUUGACAUCAUCUACAGCAGUGACAGCUUUAUCGAGGUCAAGGUCAAGGGCAUUACUGCUGGAAUAAAAGACCUACAGUUACGAGGCACACUGAGGGUGAUCUUCAAGCCUCUGAUUGGUCAGAUUCCACUGUUUGGCGGGAUGAGCUUUUUCUUCAUCAACACCCCGGACAUUGACUUCAACCUGACUGGACUUGCCAACUCCCUGGAUCUGCCAGGACUCAGCGACAUGUUGGAUACAAUUAUUGCUGAACAGAUAUCCAACAUUAUGGUGCUACCUAACAGGAUUGUUGUUCCCAUGGUGCAGGAUAUCAACCUGAUGUUGCUCAGAUAUCCUCAACCUGAUGGGGUACUGAGGAUCCAUGUGUUGGGAGCCAAAGAUCUUAUUAGAGCUGACAUUGGAUUCGCCAAGAAAGGAAAGUCGGAUCCGUAUGCUGUUAUAAAAGUUGGAGCAAAGAAGUUUAAGACCAAAGUCAUCAAUAACACUAUUAACCCAGAGUGGAAUGCUGUUUUUGAGACAAUCAUUGACAUCAAGGAUGGCCAGUACGUUGAUAUUGAGCUGAAGGACGAGGAUCCAGGUAGUAAGGACGAUGAUUUGGGAUGUGUGAAUAUCGCUUUAGCCUCUGUGGCAAAGGAUGGUAUGACAGACUCGUGGCUCCCCCUGGAGGAUGUCAAACAAGGCCUGAUUCACAUUAAGUUGGUGUGGAAUUACCUGUCUAAGGACCCGUCGAUUCUUGACCAUGCAAGGAUAAAGGCUGAGACCUUGCAGCACUUGGAGAAAAAUACAGAUGGUACAGAGUUAUCCUCCUCCCUGCUGAUGGUGAACCUGGACUCGGCACGAGAACUCCCGUACCAACAUGGGAACAGUUUUGGACUGUUUAAGCGUGGGAAGAAGCAGAUGGCUGAGCCAAGUUCAUACUGCAUCGUUAGUGUAGGUCAGAUGAAAGAGGAGAGUGCGGUCAAAUUGAACACAGACAGCCCUAUCUGGGAGGAGAACUAUCGCUACCUUGUCCACGACCCUAACAUCCAAGUCAUAGACAUACAGGUCAUGGACAAGAAAACCGGUAAACCCCUUGGUGACAUGAACUUGCCCCUCAAGUCUGUUCUCCGGGCUCCUGAUAUGACACUCGACCAAUACUUUAGUCUCAAGAACUCUGGGCCAAGCAGCCAGGUCCACAUGAGGCUUGCACUGAGGGCCCUAACAACAGAGAAGUCAAAAGAAUCUACAGAACCUGAGCAGAUCAUUACACCAAGUAAAGCAACAAAGGACGGAACCUCUGUAGAUGGCGCUACUGCUGCAGCUGCCCCAGCAGCCUCAACCCAAGCAGCUGCCCCCAAGGACCAGAAGGCUGCUCCCGCUAAAGCAACCACUCCUACUGCUGCCAAAGACACGGGUAAACAGAUUGUUGCUGAGACUGUUUCGUCAGUCCAGUCCAUCCCUCCAGCUAAGACAGGCACACCUCAACAGAAGACAGACACAGAACUGAGACACAGGAAGGCUACUUCGCCUACUCCUGCAGCACCUAACCCAAAGGGAGCACACGAUCAUGGUAGAAUGAACCUGACCAUCAGGUAUAGCGUUCAGAGGAGCCAGUUGGUGGUGGUCAUCCACAAAUGUGUACACUUGAUCGCCUGCGAUGAUGACCAUUUAGCCGACCCUUACGUGAAGAUGUACCUUCUCCCAGACAAAUCUGCAAAACACAAGACCAAGACCGUCAAAGAUAGCCUCAACCCAGUCUUUGAUGAAACAUUCGAGUUUGAAGUUAAACAAGAUGAGGUCAAACAGAAAACAUUGGACAUUACAGUACGAAAUGACACAUCAAUGUUCUCUGGGAACAAAAAGACGAUGGGAACACUCGAGAUAUCCCUUGCCAAUCUGGAUCUGACUAAGUUUACAACAGAGUGGUUUGAUGUUAGACCUGAAGACUUUGAGGGCAAGCCUUACUCACUGUGCUCCGAUGUUUAAACAGUCAUCCUGUGAAACACUGUCCAUUGAGAAUCUAAUAUAUAGCCCAGGAUCCAAGACAUUUGUCGUUUAAUAACAAUUUUAUAUGUAACUUGCCUUUUAUUACACAAAUCCUGUCACUUUUGUGUUUACAUUGCCUAUUAUUUUUGAUGUUGUCUUUGGAUAUGAAUUCGCAAAGCAAUAAAUUCACUAUAACAAUUCAUGCAAAUGUUGAAUCCAUCCGUUGCAAUUAUUUUUUGAAGAGGAUGUGAUAGCAACUGCUUAAAAAAUUGAGAUAUAUUGUUGGAAUUUUAAAUGUUUGAGAUAUAUUAUUGGGGUUUAAAACAGGCUAUUUGUUGUUUAAAUAAGAGAACAAAUCUUUUUAUUUUGUAUCCCCAAGCUUAAAAAUCAUUUAAUGGAGAUAGCAAAAGAAGGAAUAUAUACCAGAUAACAAAUAACUAUUAAUCUUUGAUUGUGAAUAUUUAUAUCUUUAAUAAUACCAUACAUGUACAUUAUGCUACAAUGUAUGUAAAGAACUAAUUAGCUUUAAAAUAUUAUCUGUUUUGAAACAAUCUUAUUAUUUGUAAAGUGCAACGAUUGCAGGAUGUGAUAUUUUUUAUCACUUUAAUAUAUUUGACAUUUCGUUUUAUAAAGGGAAAGAAAAGCUGCAUGAAAUGCGUUGCUUGCUGGUAUAUUUUUUAAAACAAAGAAUUUACCUUCCAUCAUAGAUGGUAUAUUAAUGAAAUUACAAGUUAUAUGUGAUUAUAUGGACAAUGUUCCUCACGAAAUACGGACUAAUAGGAAGAUAUCUAGUGUCUGGUCUCAGUACAGACUGUCUCUCAUAUAAAUGACCACAUAUCCUCGUGAUUAACAGCUUUUGUCUGUAGAAGAUACUUAAAUAAUUUAAUUUAUUAACUUGGAAGCCAUACGAAUGUUUAAGAAAAAAUGCUUACCUAUUCUCAAUUUUAAAAAAAAUACUUUAUUCUCUAAAAUGUUUUUUGUCUGUGUCCGUGCACUUAGGUCUUGAUGGCUUUUGUGUGUCUGUCAGUUUACACUGUUACAAGUCCAUAGCACAUAUCAGAAACUACUGUGUAUAUAAUAGCACAUGUCACUCAGAACAUCAUGUUGUAUAUUAUGUUGGGGAUCGUACACAGGAUAUUUGUUAUUAUAUUACCACACAUCUAUAUAUACAUGUAUUUACGUAGAAGUAGACUUCUAUUAACAGGUGUAUGUCAUACAACAGCAAGUUCUGACUAAUAUUGAAGCUUGCGAAAUACUACUUUUUAUCCAAUGUUUUUACACAAAGGACCUGGAUGCUUUCUUUAACGUCAGAACGGGCGAUAAAAUCGAAUAUUUCUAAAAUCUCUUUCUUUGUUGGUGAACGAUAAACUUUAUUUUCAUUAACAUUUAAAAUGUUUGGGUACAAUAUUAAUGUUUUGUGUAUUGAAGUUUUGACGAACUACAUUUCAGCAAUGGCCUUAAAAAUCUUCCACCUUUCGGUGGACAAUGUGAUAUACAAACUGUAAUGCCUUUUUGUUGCACAGCAAGUCCUCCUUGUUUCUUAUUAUAAAAUCUACACAUAUCAGAAUGUGCUGAAUAUGCUUAAUGUCCAUUGUUAAAGAUAUUCUAAUUGGAGCAAAGGAAUUAUUUUGAAAGAUAUUUUUUGCAUAUUUGAUUUGCCAUCAACGAAAAUAUGUUUAGUGCUAUUCCUGGAGAAUUGAAAGUGUAUUUUUCUAUGCUGAGAUUAUUAAAGUGUAUCUUUGUUAAUAUUUGGGUUAUUUUAUCAACAUGUGGGAUUGUGAUCAUUAAUAUAAUUGCAUGCUAAAAAUAAACAUUGCUUCAGGAAUUCUUCUUUUAAUGUAACUUUAGAGUGUACAGGUUUUUUUCAUGCAUGAAAAAAUAUUUUAUGAUGGUAAUAAGUUGAGCUUCAGUGUGUUUUGUUUUGUUGAACAAAUUAGAAUGCAAGAAAUCGAUUGCAGUAUAAUAUUGACCUUACUCUAUCUAAAUACUCAUUCUUUAGAUUUGAUAUUUCUUUGUUUUUCAAAAGUCGCUAUGAAAAGUCCACUAAUUCAGAGCACGGAUAGAUACAUGUACAUUUCUUUGUAUAAUUUGUUAUUGGUUCUAGUUUGCAUUAAAUUUUAAGUUCAGCUUUCAUAAAUUACCUUUGUAUUGGGACGAUAAUUUUAUUGUACCCAUAUUUCCCUCUUGUUUCCCGGUAGAAAUAACUAAUGUGCUUUGACUAGGAAAACUAUUGGUUGUUUAUAGAUCAAAUAUUUUUAUUGUUAUGGAUGUUAACUGUUUUCACAUUUCUAUUUUUAUUUUGUUUUGAUAUCAAUUUUUGUUGUUUCUUUUAUUGUACACAUGAACCUGGAAUAUUACAAACUGUUUGGGACCUAUUACAAUGUUUGGAUGUCUAAUGGUAGCUGAGGUUUUUGUUCUGCCCCGACAUAACUUUCUUGUGAUUUAAACAUGCUUCUGAUUAUCCCAUCAUUAUGUUAAUUGUUACAUCACAAUAAACAUUUCAGUUCUAAUUCAUACAAUGGAUUGUUUCUACAAUCCAUGCUGGUUAUUUUUUAAAUUCUUUGAUAUUAUUCAGUGUUCUGGUUUUUAGUGCUUUGUAAGGGAUAUCAGGUCAUAUAGCCAAAUAUAGUAUAUAUCUUAUUGCUUAUGGAACGGUCACUUAAUUCAUCUGGCCGUUACAUUGUAUUACAGUGUAUACAUUUAUAAAUUGUAGUUGAUUGAUAGAUAUAAGAAAUCUCAUUAUAUAUAAUAAUUGUUUUGCUUUUGUAGUUUGUAGGUCAUAUAAUAUAUGUGUUGAGUUCUAUGUUGGUAUAGUAUAUGAGUUUAUUGGUAAUUUUGUUUUGACAAUAUAAUAAUAUGUGUAUAUGGUUAGUGCAAUUUUAAAAAAAAGUUUUCACAUGUACAACUGUACAACAUACUCACAUUAUUGACCUAUUGAACUUAACUCAUUAAUAAAAAAAACAAUGAAAAUAGUAUAAAGCAUAUUUUAAUGAUACGAAAUUUUCAUUCAAAAAUUUAAAAAAGAUAUUUAAAACAAUCAUCUAAAAAUCUUUGAGUAUGAUAGACUAUUUCACCAACAGAAAAAAAAAAUGAAAAAUACCUUUUCAAGUAAUAUACCAUUUGAAUUUGAACAUGAAUGUAUUUUUUCACUAUAACUUUCUGCCUAUUUUGUAUAUAAGGGAUCUUGCUGUUUUACUCCCCCUGGAUUGUUACUGUUACCUAUCAUUACCUGCUGCUGCGAUACAUCUACACUAAUCUGUGACGUCACUAUAAAUUUUAUAUAUAUAUUAA